CAGCUGGAAACAGCUGCCCGCGCCCCGCGCCCCGCGCCCGCUCCCCGCGCCCCGCGCCCGCGCCCCUACCCGGACUCCGGCUCGCCGCUCCCACUUCGCGCCUCUCGGAAUUGCAGAACUCCGGCGGCCGGGCCCUGGAGAACCGCAGCCGGCGCGAUGCGUUCCGUAGACCUCACCCAGCCGGGACGGACCUCCUAACCUCCAGAACUGCGGGCCGCAGGGAGUUAGAUUGCUGCCUUCCUCUCCUUCCCUCUGGCUGGCGGUUGGUGGCUUGUUUUCCAAAGGAACGUUUUGUUCACUUUUUAGCAUUUUCUACCGGGGGGCACGCUACCCGCCUCGGCCCGGACUCUGCUUUGCAAACGGGUUUUAUAUGUCUGUAUGUGUGGAUGCACUUCGGACACCUUGCCACGCUUGCGCCUCCCCAGCGGGGGCACGGCUCGUUGUUUCUGGACAUCCUUCCGACCCUUCCACUCGGGACUCUGAACGCAGUGUGACCAAAGUCCCCCCCCCGCCCGCCCCUUGGACGCGGAUCGCCGGGGGAGGGUGCAAGUUUGGGGCGCAGGAGUCUAGUUAACUGGAAGGCCUGGGAGCGCCCCGCCCCGCUGCCAGCGGUCGGGGAAGUUUACAUCUGGAUUUUCACACGUUUUGUCGCCACUGCCCAGACUCUGACUAACCUUGUGGGCGUCGGGUUUUCGGCACCGCAGGCUCCUCAAACCUUAGCACUGCCUCCCCGCGCCUGCCCCGGCCCUCCAGGCCGCCGAGGUCCGGCCCUCGCCCCGGCGGAGCGCGGACCCGAGGGCGCAGGGGAGCCGGGCCUGGGGCCCGCGCUGAGCAGCUAUGGCUGCGGCGAUAGCCAGCUCCUUGAUCCGCCAGAAGCGGCAGGCGAGGGAGUCCAACAGCGACCGGGUGUCGGCCUCCAAGCGCCGCUCCAGCCCCAGCAAAGACGGGCGCUCCCUGUGCGAGAGGCACGUCCUCGGGGUGUUCAGCAAAGUGCGCUUCUGCAGCGGCCGCAAGAGGCCGGUGAGGCGGAGACCAGAACCCCAGCUGAAAGGAAUUGUGACAAGGUUAUUCAGCCAGCAGGGAUAUUUCCUGCAGAUGCACCCAGAUGGUACCAUUGACGGGACCAAGGACGAAAAUAGUGACUACACCCUCUUCAAUCUAAUUCCUGUGGGCCUGCGUGUGGUGGCUAUCCAAGGAGUGAAGGCCAGCCUCUAUGUGGCCAUGAAUGGUGAAGGCUAUCUGUACAGCUCAGAUGUUUUCACUCCAGAAUGCAAAUUUAAGGAAUCUGUAUUUGAAAACUACUAUGUGAUUUAUUCUUCCACACUGUACCGUCAGCAAGAGUCAGGCCGAGCAUGGUUUUUGGGACUCAAUAAAGAAGGUCAAAUUAUGAAGGGAAACAGAGUGAAGAAAACCAAGCCCUCAUCACAUUUUGUACCAAAACCUAUUGAAGUGUGUAUGUACAGAGAGCCAUCACUACAUGAAAUUGGAGAAAAACAAGGGCGUUCAAGGAAAAGUUCUGGAACACCAACCAUGAAUGGAGGCAAAGUCGUGAAUCAAGAUUCAACAUAGCUGAGAACUCUUCCCUUCAUCCCUCUUUCAUCCCUUCCCUUUUUUCCCUCCCCUUUACCCAUUUCCUUCCAAUUAAAUCCACCCAAGGAGAGGAAAAUAAAAUGGCAAUCCAGGACCUAGUGACUAAGAUUCUGCACUCAAAAAUCUUCCUUUGUGUAGGACAAAGAAAUUGAACCAAAGCUUGCCUGUUGCAAUGUGGUAGAAAAUGCACAUGCACAAAUAUUAGCACACAUAAAAUCAAGGGAAAAAAUAAAUCAAGACAUCACAACAUUGUACUGUUAUUAAUAGAGGCUAAUUAUAAUGAAGACAAUAACUAUAAUAAAUUUGAAAUAAAGUUACUAUCUUAAAGACAAGGGUUUUGGAGAAUUGAACUUACAAAUCAAUGUAAUACCCUGAAUAAUUUAAACUUUGGGUAAUGCUGUGAUGUGUGCUUUGUGUUGAAUUUGAAUUUUCUUUGGGCAUCUGGAAUUGACACAUAAUUACAUCCUGUCUCCAGGAUUUUUUUUUAAUCAUGAUAUUGAACAUGUACGAAUCUAGAUUCUUCUAAUGCCUGUAUGAUAUAAGCCAGGAAUCAUUUAAAAGUUUAAAAAAAUUUUUCUUGAAGUUGUUACUUAUAAUUAUUUUAUGCAAAAGACAGACUUCUGUUGAAUUUAAUGAUAUUAGCUGAUUUCACUCCUUCAUAAAAAGUUUCAGAUUAACCUAGAAGAUUAUCAUAUUUUUAUCAAAGGAAUUAAUCCAGGAUCUCAUUUUUAUUCAUCCUUUAGGAAAAAAAAAAUGUGUUCUAAGGCUGAGGUAACUUUUGGGAAUUCUGUGUCAUUGCCAUGCCUGGGCGGUGAUGAAUAAGUCAUAUGGUCUUAUCAUGUGGUCUGUUUUUUUACAUUGUGCACAGUUUUGAGAGUACAGGUGCAUGUCCAGCUGUGUUAGAGAGUUUUGUACCAUCUCUUGCAGCAGGAAAGAAUAAAAGGGGUUUCACGUAAGGAAAUAAGUCCUAGGAAAUUGUUAAAGCAAAUCGUAUUUGCCAUUGUACCUUACCAGAGUUUUAUGUAUGUAGCAUUUUCCAGACUUCACCAAGAAAUUAGGAGGCAUGGCUAUGAAAUUCCUAACUUACCAUCUCAUGAAGCCAGUGGCUUGCUUGUUGCUAUAUAACUUUGUUAUUAAGUAUAGUUGACAGUAAGUCUGACUCCUAGAACAUAGAAGGGAACUUAAUAUACUGAAUUUUCAAGGGGCAUAGAGAAAUGAUACAGAAUUAACAGCUAUGGUUCCAACAUACCGUUGUGUGAAUUUAAAGUAGUAAAAAAAAAAAAAAAAGAACCCUCAGGUUAAGGACUAGGCAAAUGCAUAGUUAGGAAUAAUAAAGGAUUAGAAAAAUAUCAGGGAAGAAAUUAAUGUUAUACAAUUGCCUUGGAAAAAAUAGACGUACUUAGUCCUACAAAUCAGGAGUGGUAUAGAGACACCCAAAUUAAAAUAAAACAGAAUGUUAAAAAAUGUAUGCAGAAUUAUGGAUAUUACCAAUGAGAAGACUUAGCAUGUUACUUCUCCUAUAGCUCUACUGUCCAGCAUGUAUUGUUCCAAAUACAACUCCCUAAAAUAUAUACACUCUGCAGAAGCUCUAGGCCUUCACUUAAAUGACCUUGCCAUUGGUUGCUGUAUUCUUUCAAAGUCAGUGUAAUUCCCCUCACUCUACACAAUCAUUAUUCUUUAAUAGUGGUUUGUGUCCUUCACCAAGCAUUCUAUUUAGGUUAUCAGGAGGGUAGCAGCAAAUGAAAUGGAGGAAUUUGCCUUAUCAGUUGUAAAGACUAAAAAUUAGGCAUCUUGGCAAGGAUUUUGAACACAAAUUUGCAAAAGAUAUUUGUUUAACCAAAAAUAUUUUGAAAGUAACAAAUAAAGACACUUAAAAGAAAAUAAAAAGAAUGUUACUCUUGUAGGAAAAGAAUACCCUUGUAAAAAAAAAAUUACAAUACUGUUUGUAUUUCUGCUUGUCACUCUUGAUUCAACUUGAUUUUAAACACACUUGUCACUUCCAGGACCAAACAAAUCCCAAGCACAAAGCCUGUUUUCUUUGAAAAAAUAAAAAGAAAGAGGAUUCUACAAAAUGGAUCUCAGGCUCAUUUAGCAUGAAAUGACUUGAGAUUUUAUGGUGAUACACACACACACACACACACACACACACACCCCUACGACCCUGCAAACUUAUCAGUAACACAAUUGACAAUGUCACAAAGUGUUAUUAAUUACAGUAAUGAUUUCAUGACAAUAUAUUUAAUCUGGUUAAGUAUUAUGAAAAAUGUAAUAAAGAUAUGAACUCCCAACACAAUUUUCCCCUUAAUUUUCAAUGGCUGUCAUCGUUUAUCACCUAGACUCAUAUUUAUCUUCUUCCUGAUAGCAAUUAAGAAACAGAAGCUUAAUCACCCAAUUUCUAUAAUGUUUUUCCCACAUCAUUUAAGCAAAUGCUGACCAUAGUAAAACGUUUAGAAAUUAGCUUUGCCUUAUUUACAAUUAAUUUUAAAGAAUAAAUGGGAAACAUCAUAUUUCUUUUACAUAUUAACCUGACAAAAACUGUAGGGUGAACAUUUGCUUAACCGCUGCUUACUUUUAAAGUACCUAAAUCUUUUAAAAGAAAAAGUCAGUAUUCACUGUCUAGGUUUUCAGAAGUUUACCAAAUAUAAACAUAUAAGUAUCCUAUUUCCUCUAAAAAUAUGAGCCAGUUUAAGUAGUUUUCAUCUUUCUUCCACGUGAAAGAAUUUGUUACUUUGAUUUUUGUCAUUCCCAUUUCUGGGUCUCAAUUCACCCAUCUCUUAUGUUCCUAUAAAUAAAAUAAGCUCUUUCUUUUUUCAAUGCAUUGGGAUAUUCUCAGGAAAAAUAUAACUUUUAGUAAAGCUUUGUAAUUGACUGUGUACAUAUAAGUCAAGAUGUGUUUAUUCUAAGAGUCUUUAUUGUAUAACAUGUUUCAAAAUCAAUGGGCUUAAGAAUGAAAACAAGACUUUUGAGAAUCUCUAAAUAGUUUUCUGGUCAACAUACUUCAAUUGAUUUUUAAGCUAGAAGUUAGAGGUAUAGAAACAAAAUGGUGCUGAAGUUCCAUUUGCUAAUUCAGAGCCUUUUGUGCUUCAGGAAACCAGAGGACAGCCAGCCAACCUGUUCUUGAUCACAGUAAUAGUUUAGGUUUCAAAUUUUACAUAUGAAUUUCAUAGCACAUUUUUAGCCACUAUGGAUGGGCGCAAUAAAGAGACAUCAAUUUGAUGUAAAUUGUGAUGCUUUAUGGGCCUCAUUUUAACCCAGUAGCUUUUUAGAAGAAUUCUUCAAUUUAGGAAAAUGACACUGCUGUAGAUAGAUAUUAUUAUAUCUAUGGAUGGUGGUCCUAUGGUGCCACUAGGACGAGAUGAGAAUAUUAAGGCAAUAGUAAAAGGAUGAAGAAUGGCUUGUCGUGUAUUACAAAGUUCGAAGGUCCUAAAUUGAGACCACUGAUUUCUUGGUGAAGAAGCAUGACUACAUCAACACUAAUUUUUUUAAACAUGGACCCAGAAAUAGCAAAUCUCUUCUAUCCUCAUGGCUUAGUCUACAAGGCCUUGCUCUGAGAAGGUUUUUCCAUGGUGUUGCCUAAUUUCGUCUGCACAAGGUGAGACACACUCAAACAUCCAAAUUCCUUGCUCAUUUUAAUAGCAUAAAGGCUGAGAUUAUUUCUCUGUCAUAAAAUUGUAAAUAGCAUUUUUUAAAUCAGAAUCACAUUUAAAACAGUGGAUUGUUCUACAAGUAUAUAUGUGUAUAUAUACAUAUGCUUCUGAAAUAAGGGUAGAGUUUUUAUUUGACUUGUGUUCUUUAGCCAUAGCUAACCAAAAAAUAAAGAGAUUUGAAUGCAAAACUUUAUAUACAAAUGUAUAUUUCUAAUGGUGAUAUAAAUUGCCACUUUAUAAUAAAAAUAAGGAACUGGUGGAAAUAAUCAUCAAAGCACAUGCUCCUUCAGAACUUCAGUGAUUCUGAAUUCCCUCUUUCAUAUAGAAGUGAGAUUUUUUUUUUAAAUUUAUCUUAAAAAGCUAUACUUCUGACAUAGAUUCCAUGAAAAGUCAUAUCAGAUUGAAGAGUUAUGGUUAAGGGAAGGAAAAAGAUGCUAAACGCAGAUCUUUAUUUUUCAGGAUUUUUCCUUGGAGUCCAAGUUAAAAAUUCAUUAUUUAAAAUCUAAAUAAUGUGAAAAUUGCUAAUGUUCAGAGAUGAUAUAUUAGGCUUUUGUAACAGAAGCAAAAAUAUAUUUAACAGUACAAUAGCUCUAAAGUAAUGUCAUCAUAAACAUUGCAUCAUUAGAUGUUUUAUUAGUUGGAAAGAAUGAGUUGAUGUUUCCUUGUCUUUGCUCCAAGCACAACCUGAAGACAGUGGCAUUCAUUUUACUUAAAGUCGUUCAAAAGUCCAGAAUAUACUCCCAUGAAUAGAAUUGGCAUUAGUUCCAUUACAAGGUUAAAUGUUACAAUUCUAAGAAAUUAUUGACACUGAAAUGUUUAAUAAACAUGUUGUAUGAGAAACUGAACAAAUUAAUGUUUCAUUUUUGCAUUGAAGCACAGACUAUUCAAAUCAUUAUUUUUUGAGAUAAGAUUUAUAAAAUGUUUAUACGUCACAAUCUUCCUGAAGUAAAAAUUAAAAUCAUGAGAUGUUCAUGCAUGUAGACAAAAUACUUGCAAUUUUUUUUGGCAUUAAACUUCUCUGGGAAGUCUCUCCUUUUUAAAAAUGUACUUAUCCUAUAACAUGCCACCAAAAAAGUGCUGUGUCUUAUUUUAAAAGAUUAAAAUUAGAUUCACAAAAGGGGAAUAAGUCAGAAUUUUCAUUGAACGUCAUAACCAAAAGUAAAAAUUACUUGCUAAAUAUGAAACAGCUAGUGGUCAACUUAAUGUCUUACUUUUUGAGGAUUAAAAAAUAGAGUUCACAUUCAUUUCUUCAUUGAUUCACAGUAUACUAACUAGAGAUGUCAUUGAGUUUAGGGAUUGUAAACUAAAUUUUAGUCUAAAAAAAACUAAGAAAGGCAAACAUAAAUAAAUAAGGUAAUACCUGAAAGUUAAUGUUACAAUAAACUUUUACAUACAACUGGCAAUGCAACAAUGAAACCUACAGGGAAGGUACUGAUUGAAAAAAAAAAGUGAUUUACUGAGUGAUCAAAGAGAUGACAAGGGGCCCCUCAAGUAGA
Molecule: messenger RNA, 6733 nt
Organism: Nyctereutes procyonoides (raccoon dog)
Lineage: Eukaryota; Metazoa; Chordata; Mammalia; Carnivora; Canidae
Gene: FGF12
Product: fibroblast growth factor 12
Exons: 5
Coding region: 838-1569 (243 amino acids)
Biological process (GO): positive regulation of gene expression; animal organ morphogenesis; regulation of cell migration
Cellular component (GO): cytoplasm
Molecular function (GO): growth factor activity; fibroblast growth factor receptor binding
Source: RefSeq, a predicted model, not a curated record